AGGUACACAAACCACGAGGUCGAGUACACAUCCUACGACUGAGAACCCGGAUACGUACUUACUUACAAAUAUAUUUGCACGAAAAUGCCUUUGAUUAUUAUAUGUGGCUUUCCUUGCAGCGGCAAAAGUCGCCGAGCUCAAGAGUUAAAGGACUACUUCGUGGAAAACACAGAUAAACAAGUUGACAUCAUUGGAGAUGAAAUGCAGGGUGUUGAGAAGAACUCGGUGUAUGCAGACUCACAGAGGGAGAAAGAUCUGAGAGGUGCUUUGCGAUCUGAAGUCGAAAGGAAAAUCAGCAAGGAUGACAUUGUCAUUCUGGAUUCCUUGAAUUACAUUAAAGGCUACAGAUAUGAACUGUUUUGUCUGGUCAAGCAUGCACAGACACCACAUUGCUUGGUCUACUGUCUGACAUCUGCUGCAUUGAGCUCAGAGUGGAACAAGGAAAGAGAUGAAGCUUAUCGAUAUUCCCAGGAAAUCCUGGAUGCCGUAAUUCUGAGGUUCGAAGCCCCUGAUUCGAGAAAUAGGUGGGACAGUCCUCUCUUUACUCUCCAGAAAGAGGACCGACUUCCAUUUGAAGCGAUCUCUGAUGCCAUUUUGAGAAGGAAAGCGCCACCACGUAACCAGUCGACACAAAGUCAACCGCUAUCGUCUACCAACUUCUUAUACGAGCUGGACAGAGUUACUCAGGAGAUCUUAAUGGCUGUUCUUGACUCGCAGAAGACCAGCGUUCCUGGGGACGCCAUCGCAAUUCCAGGAACUACGGAAAAAUUCGAUGUGAAAAGAAACCUCAACGUAGCCGAACUGAGGAAACUUCGGAGACAGUUCAUCAGUUACACCAAGACGCACCCGACAGAGAACAUCGGACUGAUAGCCAAUAUGUUUGUGCAGUACCUCAAUAAGAGUGUGCACUGAUGAUGGCUUUAAAUUUAACCACAGCUUUUAUGUUUUUAUUUCUCCUCGAAUUAUCCAUUGUUUUUUAACAUGAUUACGAUUAUGAAGUUAAUAAAAUAUAGAUCUAUAUUUUAGACAACUUCACACACCAACUCGUAAAUGAUAGACUUACCUACUUUUUCCGUAGUACUAUCCAAGAUCCAAUUUCAUGUCCAAUGCAUGAGUAUUACUUUCCAAGACUUCUGACUGAAGGAUUUAUGCUAAUCCUGGGAUUUUCUUAAGGCUAUAAAGCUAUAAUAGUAAACCCAUGGUGUUAAAUUGUUCCAGGUGUCAGCUAAAUAGUUGUGUUUAAACGUUUAUUUGUGACCUUUACGUCACUAUGCAAGCACUUAAGAACAAUGUGUUGCUAAUUUUGCCUGGCGUUUUGGGUCAUUUUUCUCAGAUUCUUCUGACCUAAUCGCUUUUUCGUAAUAAAACUUCCAUAUUAAAAGAAACCUAAAACUGAUUAUUCAAGAGGGAAAUCAUUCCGAAGCAUAGAGUAGUAGUAAUACUAUAAGGGUUGGCUUUUAUUUACUUGACUACUGGACCACCUCCAGACCUAACAAAUGAAAAUCAAGGGGAGAAACGUUUCUCCGGAUGACAUUAUAGUCUCCAACUGAACGGCCUAAUCGAUGACGCAUUUAUUUCCCUGUGACUUGAUUAUUUCUCUCAGUCUACGCGUUAUUGCAAAAUUGACCUUUGUCAUAUUGACGUCUCAGAAGCUUGUAAUAUACAAAUAAUCCCUCAAAAAAAAAAAAAACCCUCAUUUUUAUCGUGUUCUGUGCGCAUCGUGGGUGAUCUCAAAGCCUCCGGAUACAUUCGAUUUCUUUUGAACCUUGACGUUAUUAAUCACUGAAGCGAGUGAAUCACUUUAUGAUUCAGUUUUCCAGCUGUUGUGGAUAAUCGCACUGAAAUACCUGAGAGAGAUAUGCACUGCACGGAAAGUACUGUUGCAUUCCACCUAAUCUGUCUUAAACACGUGUUCAUAACCUGCACGUCUUCAUUACAUUCAGCACUGCUUGCCUUUCUUCUAUAUCAUACUAUCCAGAGUCACCCAGAACACGACUGGUUUGAUUUAGAGUCUGCUUCCUCUCAAAGCUUCUUCAUGAUGUCGUCUUAGGGAAUUUUGCUAUUGAUCACAUCUGGCUUAGGGAUUUAGAUCUAGAGCUUAGUGUGUUGUUGAAAUCACUAGAUAACUAAAAAACUCCCCAAAUGUUGUUCCCAACAUUUCGGCCUUGUUUUGAUGGAAUUAAUAUGGGCCAAUCUUUAAAUAUGACCAAAUAUUUAUAUUCGUUCAUCUUCAGUAAGCGCUUUAUCCUGGCCAGGGUCGCGGUGGAUCCGGGGCGUAUCCCGGGAACACUGGGCCCGAGGUGGGAUUCCAGGAAGCACGCUGGAUGUGAUAUUAGUCCAUCACAGGGCACCGUGCACACACACGUUCACACGCUCAUUCGUGCCGUGGGGCAAUUGAGAGUCGACAAUCCAUCUAUAGGCGUGUUUUUCGAAGGUGGGAGGAAACUGGAAAUCCUGGAGGAAAACCCGUAGAGAUACAGGGAAAAUAUCUGAAACUUCACGCCGUCAGUAACCCGAGUUCAGGAUCGAAAUCAGACGCCCCGGAGUUCUAAGGUGGCGACACUACGCGCUAUUCCACCAUGCCAUCGUCCAUUUACUUACCUAUUUUUAAUAUAUGAUGGUACAGUAUAUAUAUAUAUA
Molecule: messenger RNA, 2640 nt
Organism: Ictalurus punctatus (channel catfish)
Lineage: Eukaryota; Metazoa; Chordata; Actinopteri; Siluriformes; Ictaluridae
Gene: kti12
Product: KTI12 chromatin associated homolog
Exons: 1
Coding region: 85-912 (275 amino acids)
Source: RefSeq, a predicted model, not a curated record